This is a messenger RNA of Brenthis ino (lesser marbled fritillary), 2757 nucleotides long. The record is from the annotation of a GenBank genome assembly. NCBI's taxonomy places the organism in Eukaryota, Metazoa, Arthropoda, Insecta, Lepidoptera, Nymphalidae.
AUGGAAUAUUCUCUGGCUUCAAAUAAUCCUUUUGAUUUUCCAGAAAAUAAUAAAUUGGCGCCCUUAAGAACAAAAUUUAGUUCUAGUUCUUAUGCAGAACGAAAUUUUAAUCUUAAAAGUAAUAAUAUAGAAAAAGAAUUUUCAUCUGCUCCAAAUUUUCGGGAUUUUGGAAAAUUUUCGGAUGUUGAGUAUCCAUUAACAGCUAAUGAAUUGUGGAAACCUAAUUAUUGGAACUGUCCAAAUAGUGUAAAUACAAUUUGCGAAAAUCAGCCUAUCAUAAACUCAAAUCUAAACCACACGUUCACUCAUAAAGGGUUAACGAGCAAUUUUAAAAAACAAUGCCUUCCUGAAUCAGUACUAUCUUUCUCAACCAAGUCUUAUUCAGAUCCUAAAAAAAACUACAUGAUGCUAAAAAAUAAACAAAUAAAUAAUCUUAUAAAAACAAUGAAUAAAAGUAAUGAAACUUUACUGAAAAAUAAAGAUAGUAUAUGUAUCAAAGACAAUUACGAAUCACAAAAAUCGGACAUAGAUGACUCAAUAAGUAUAUAUGUUGAUAAGUUUAACAAUCAAAUGAUAUCCCUAUUAAAACCAGCAUCAGGGAGUGAAAUUUUACACACGAAAACAAAUUUAAGUAACGUAUGUAAUAAUAAUGAUUUCUUUGCUUCUGACUGUGAAGCAAAACUCAAACGUUCGGAAAAUAUAGUAAAUUCAUAUACGGACAAAUUUAAUGACGAAAUGUCUGCAAUAAUAAAAUUUGUUGCUGAUAAUAUUGUAUUAAAUAACAGCAAAUGCUCUGAAGAAAAUUUAUUGGGUAGGAAAGAGACUGAAAUUCAUAAUUUAAAUUCACCAAAAACAAAUAUUGAAGAAAAUUCUUUCAAUAUAUUUAAUCCAACAUUAAAAAACACCGAAAACCAAGUACAAUUAUAUGCUGAUGAAUUCAACGAUAAAAUGACAUCAAUAAUAAAAACUACAGCUGAUAAGUGCCUUUCACAAAAUAUUGAACUACCAAUGAUGAACUAUAAUUUACAGUCUUCUAAUCAAGGGAUAAAUGAUUUUGACCGGGAUUAUGAAACCAAGUUUAAAUUGUUUGGAGACUCAGUAAACUCAUAUACUGAUAGAUUCAAUGAAAAAAUUACAUCAGUGUUAAGUGCAAAAUUUAAUGAUAUGUUAUUCAGUAAUCUUCAAUGUCCAAAAGAGGCUGAAAUUCAUAAUUUAAACUCACCAAAAACAAGUAUUGAAGAAAAUUCUUUCAAUAUAUUUAAUCCAACAUUAAAAAACACCGAAAACCAAGUACAAUUAUAUGCUGAUGAAUUCAACGAUAAAAUGACAUCAAUAAUAAAAACUACAGCUGAUAAGUGCCUUUCACAAAAUAUUGAACUACCAAUGGUGAACUAUAAUUUACAGUCUUCUAAUCAAGGGAUAAAUGAUUUUGACCGGGAUUAUGAAACCAAGUUUAAAUUGUUUGGAGACUCAGUAAACUCAUAUACUGAUAGAUUCAAUGAAAAAAUUACAUCAGUGUUAAGUGCAAAAUUUAAUGAUAUGUUAUUCAGUAAUCUUCAAUGUCCAAAAGAGGCUGAAAUUCAUAAUUUAAACUCACCAAAAACAAGUAUCGAAGAAAAUUCUUUCAAUAUAUUUAAUCCAACAUUAAAAAACACCGAAAACCAAGUAAAACUAUAUGCUGAUGAAUUCAACGAAAAAAUGUCAUCAAUAAUAAAAACUACAGCUGAUAAGUGCCGUUCACAAAAUAUUGAACUACCAAUGGUGAACUAUAAUUUACAGUCUUCUAAUCAAGGGAUAAAUGAUUUUGACCGGGAUUAUGAAACCAAAUUUAAAUUGUUUGGAGACUCAGUAAACUCAUAUACUGAUAGAUUCAAUGAAAAAAUUACAUCAGUGUUAAGUGCAAAACUUAAUGAUAUUUUAUUCGGUUAUCUUCAAUGUCCAAAAGAGGCUGAAAUGCAUAAUUUAAACUCACCAAAAGCAAAUAUUGAAGAAAAUUCUUUGAAUAUAUUUAAUCGAACAUUAGAAAACACCGAAAACCAAGUAAAACUAUAUGCUGAUGAAUUCAACGAAAAAAUGUCAUCAAUAAUAAAAACUACAGCUGAUAAGUGCCUUUCACAAAAUAUUGAACUACCAAUGGUGAACUAUAAUUUACAGUCUUCUAAUCAAGGGAUAAAUGAUUUUGACCGGGAUUAUGAAACCAAAUUUAAAUUGUUUGGAGACUCAGUAAACUCAUAUACUGAUAGAUUCAAUGAAAAAAUUACAUCAGUGUUAAGUGCAAAACUUAAUGAUAUUUUAUUCGAAAAUCUUCAAUGUCCUAAAGAAAUAGAUAACUAUGAAAAAUAUUUGCAUCAUGAGGAAUCUCCUGAUUCAUUUUGUCAAAUAAAACAGAAUUCUACAACACAAGAACCCAAAAUAAACAUAAAUUAUACCAACGUAAAAUCAGAUAAUCCAUUAAUUUGUAACGAAAAUGUUAAAUAUAUUGAAAGCAGAAUUUCCGAUGAAGAAAAAAUAUUAUUUGAAAACAGUAGUAAAGGUUCAGAAAAUGAAAAGCAAGAGAAUAUUGAUAAGUUAAAAGAUGAUACUUUCUUUUCUAAUGAAGAGUUUACAACGGAUGCAUAUCCUGAGAGCGACAAUUCUGGGUCAUUUUAUGCAUUAAGUACGGUUGCCCCAACAAAAUCCAUACUAGAUGCUAAUGUAAUAAUAGAACCUGAAAAAUCAUUGUAUUCUGACGAAGUGGAGCAAUAUUUUAUGUUGGUA